AUGGUUAAUGAAUAUGUUGUUGAUUCGUUAUUUAAAAAUAUAUUGUUGAUUCAUUCUUUAAGAAUAUGUCGCAUUCUGAAAGAAUAUGUUCUUGAUGCAUUCUUGGUGAAGUCAGAAGUAAUGGAAGAAGUGGAGAAUCACGUGUUUCCCAGUUGCACUACUAAAGAGAUCACUUUUAAGGAGACACCAAAUAAGGUGUUCAGAAGGGAGCAUGAAAAUUUGGUGAAGGAAGCAGAAAAAAGUAUGAAAGCAGUAGCACUAAUUACCACAAUCGUGUUUUCCGCAGCCAUUACAGUACCAGGUGGAAGCAAUCAAGAAACAGAUGCAAUUUCACUAUUUGCAUCAAGCUCAACAUUACUGAUGUUCUUGUCGAUCCUUACAGGAAGUUUUGAUAAGAAAGAUUUUCUAUUCAUUUUGCCAAGACGAUUGAUGGUUGGUCUUUGCGCCUUGAUGCUAUCUACAAUUGCCAUGAUGGUGGCCUUUGGGGCAACAUUGUUCCUUGUCUUUUUUCAUGAAAUACCAUGA
Messenger RNA from Lactuca sativa (garden lettuce), 525 nucleotides. Lineage: Eukaryota; Viridiplantae; Streptophyta; Magnoliopsida; Asterales; Asteraceae. The record is from RefSeq and is a predicted model, not a curated record.